AUCAUGGCCCUCCACCCUCGAAGAGUCCGGCUGAAGCCCUGGUUGGUGGCCCAGGUGGACAGUGGCCUCUACCCUGGUCUUAUCUGGCUACAUAGAGAUUCCAAACGCUUCCAGAUCCCCUGGAAACAUGCCACGCGGCACAGCCCCCAACAAGAGGAAGAAAACACCAUUUUUAAGGCUUGGGCUGUGGAGACUGGGAAGUACCAGGAAGGGGUGGACGAUCCUGACCCGGCUAAGUGGAAGGCUCAGCUCCGCUGUGCUCUCAACAAAAGCAGGGAGUUCAACUUGAUGUAUGAUGGCACCAAGGAAGUGCCCAUGAACCCUGUGAAGAUCUACCAAGUGUGCGACAUUCCUCAGCCCCAGGGCUCUGUCAUUAACCCAGGAUCCACGGGGUCUGCUCCUUGGGACGAGAAAGAUAACGACGUGGAUGAAGAUGAGGAGGAGGAUGAGCUUGAUCAGUCACAGCACCACGUCCCCAUCCAGGACACCUUCCCCUUCCUGAACAUCAAUGGUUCUCCCAUGGCACCAGCCAGCGUGAGCAACUGCAGCGUGGGCAACUGUAGCCCUGAGUCCGUGUGGCCCAAAACAGAGCCUCUGGAGAUGGACGUGCCCCAGGCGCCCAUCCAGCCCUUCCACAGCUCUCCCGAGCUGUGGAUCAGUUCCCUCCCCAUGACCGACUUGGACAUCAAGUUUCAGUACCGUGGGAAGGAGUACGGGCAAACCAUGACGGUGAGCAACCCGCAGGGCUGCCGGCUCUUCUAUGGGGACCUGGGCCCCAUGCCUGACCAGGAGGAGCUCUUCGGUCCUGUCAGCCUGGAGCAGGUCAAGUUCCCAGGUCCAGAGCACAUCACCAACGAGAAGCAGAAGCUGUUCACCAGUAAGCUGUUGGAUGUCAUGGACAGGGGGCUGAUCCUGGAGGUCAGCGGACACGCCAUUUACGCCGUCAGGCUGUGCCAGUGCAAAGUGUACUGGUCGGGGCCCUGUGCCCCUUCGCCUGCUGCUCCUAACCUGAUUGAGAGGCAGAAGAAGGUCAAGCUGUUUUGUCUGGAGACAUUCCUGAGCGAGCUCAUUGCCCACCAGAAAGGACAGAUAGAGAAGCAGCCACCCUUUGAGAUCUACUUAUGCUUUGGGGAAGAGUGGCCAGAUGGGAAGCCCCUGGAGAGGAAGCUCAUCUUGGUUCAGGUCAUUCCAGUGGUGGCUCGCAUGAUCUAUGAGAUGUUUUCUGGUGAUUUCACCCGGUCCUUUGACAGUGGCAGCGUCCGCCUGCAAAUCUCCACUCCAGACAUCAAAGAUAACAUCGUUGCGCAGCUCAAGCAGCUGUACCGCAUCCUCCAAACCCAGGAGAGCUGGCAGCCCAUGCAGCCUGCCCCCAGCAUGCAGCUGCCCCCUGCGCUGCCUGCCCAGUGAUCCUGACGCCAUGUCUUUUCUACUCUCUCUCUUUUUAUAUUGUACAUAUAUUUUUUUAUUCAGUUAACCAACCUUUAAAUCUCCUUUCUUUAGCAUCAUCGGAAGUCUGCGACUUCCAAAUAUGCUUAGUUUUAAAAAUUGCUCUAAUUUAUCGCUAUAUUGUCCCUCUUCGGGGUUCCUUUUAGGUCCUCCAUGGGUGGUGUAGGAGAUUUGAUUUGGAAGUUUAGACACCAGGAUUGUAGUUGCAGCUGUGCUUUCAAGGUGACUCUGGAGCAACUCAUUAACUUAAGGGCAGCAGAUGUAUUACUUGUAAAUAAAUAAGGUUUAGAACGAUGCCCAAAAUUGCAUUCUGCCCUUAAACUCUGACAAUUAUUUUCCUCUACUCGGAUAAGACAAAACUGCCUGGAACAGGACCCUUCUUCAUUGUUCUUAGACCACAUUUUUCCCUCCUUGCUUUCAUCAAAGUUCCUUAAGCGCUGAUCUGUCCUGACUUGAGCUCUGUUUGACCUGUUCUGCUAGUACAGUCAGCUGGCUCCCUGCUGGGGGAAGUCAGAGGGAGAGGAGCUGGCUGGUUGCUUAGGAACCAGCCUUGAUAUCUAAAUAGAAAUGGUGCCAAGGUCUGAAAGUCACCCGACCUGUGGAGUAAAAGCGAGUAUCAAAGGGGACGUUGGUGACACAGAAAGCCUAGGAAUUGCAUGAAAGAAUGGUCACCUUGUCAACACCACCUCGUCUGUGGGUGGAGGAGCGCCUAAGUCCAUGGUGGACUCAGGGCAGAAGUUCUCCUUACUCUCAUUUUCUUCUCUGUAGAGGACAGAGGGAAUUGGGCAUCUAGAAUAUACUCUGGUGACAAAAGAGACAGUUCUUGUUUAGAGACUUCCAAGUCUUCCUAACAAUUGGAUUUUUCCAAUUGCAGAAAUGAGGUGUUCGUGUUAAAGGUCUAGACAGUACUGUUCUGGGAAAGGCUCAAACCUGCUUAUGUCACUUGCUGUGAGCAAUGGAGAAAAACAGUGAAGGACACUGCUGUUGUGUCUCAUGAAGUGUCUGCCCUGGCCCCUCUCAUAAUUUGAAUUCCAAGACUUAGAUGAAAAACAAGAUGUCUAUCUCUGGUUACAGGCCCCAAUCCUCUUCAACACCGAUGUCUAUUUGUUUUAUGUCAGGAACUAUGCCUGUGUGUGUAGUGUGCUGCCCUCAAAUGAAGGGUAUCAACUUCUCCUCUUCCAGCCACUGAAAGUUGGGAUGGGUUUAGACUCUAAAAGCUCAACCUAACCCUGGGUGACAGGGAGUCUUGCUUAGGAUGUUAAUGCUUUGGUUUAAAGUUCCCAGAUUAUUAAAAGCAGGACCAAGAGAAAUCUGGGUGAGUUAAGAAAGGCAGGCAUCUCUGUGACUAAGAACAAAGUAUAAUUGUAUACACAUAGGCAUAGGAUGAAAAUGUCAAGAGUAUGCUUUGAAUGCUAAUUAAAAAAUUUUUCUUAAAGAGAAGUUUAAGUGAAAGUGUAAAAGUUGGACUUUUGUAGAGCAGGAACCCUGCAAGGCAUAAGGACGUUAUUCUUUUGGAGGAACGUGGUGACAUCAUAUUGUGAGGAAGUGCAGGGGUCUUGACGUGUGGCUGCUCCAUGGCAUGUGUGAGCUCAGUUAAAAAUAACUCAUUAUAGGCAAAGUGGGAGGAAUAGGGGCCGUGGAAUAGGGGCCAUUCCCUCUUCCUUCUGUGAAAUGUCAACAGGCUCCUGGGGAACGAACUGGUGAAGAACACUGAAAACUCUGCUCUGAGGUGCUGUGAGCUGAAUGUUUAGUAUGUGACUGUAAUCAACAGUUGACUGAUAGGUCAGGAUGGAUGGUUUGUGUGGUCCUAACUAGACAGUCCAGUUUCUUGUCAUGACUCUUUUACAGAGUGCUGAGAGAGUACAUCACAGGCACGGAUCUUCUCUGAUUAUCCUCAGUAAGCUUUCUGUUUUUGAUAGAUACCAUGUAUCCUCCAUUUUCAGAUCGAAAAAAGGAGGGGCUCCUGACUCUUGCACUCACUCCAUAGUUGUCUUUGCCCUCAUCUCAAGACUCAGAAAGGUGGAUUUUCCCUGUUCCUCCUUUUCCUUACUGUGCACUCCAGAUUAACUCAAACUUAAACAGAACCCACUACAGGUAAACUGGGAAGGCAAAUCUGGUCUCCUUCCCACAAUCCCCUGGUUAUUCCAAUAGUAUCUUAAACUUUCAGAAUAACUGACCUUUGUAAAUUGCUCAGCAUCUGUGUCCUGCUUGACUGCCAACUUGGAAAGUGAAAACUGUCUUAGAUUUACUGCCAGGUCUUUAGCAUUGUCUCGUAGGGCGUGUUCUAACAUAUAUGUGCUGUAAUGAAUGAACUGAGUCUUCCGAUUUGGAGAUGUAUUACUAACUAGCAUGGGAAUAUAAAAUAAAUUUGAGGAGGAAAAAUUUAA
Messenger RNA from Psammomys obesus (fat sand rat), 3833 nucleotides. RefSeq names its product interferon regulatory factor 6 (gene Irf6). Gene Ontology annotation, molecular function: DNA-binding transcription factor activity, RNA polymerase II-specific; RNA polymerase II cis-regulatory region sequence-specific DNA binding; protein binding. NCBI's taxonomy places the organism in Eukaryota, Metazoa, Chordata, Mammalia, Rodentia, Muridae. Gene Ontology annotation, cellular component: nucleus. Gene Ontology annotation, biological process: regulation of transcription by RNA polymerase II; immune system process. The transcript is spliced from 7 exons. The coding region runs from base 4 to 1407 and encodes 467 amino acids. The record is from RefSeq and is a predicted model, not a curated record.